AUGAAGUUCUCAGCCGUCCUCUCCCUGCCCAUCCUGCUCGCCGUCGGAGCUCUCGCCAGCUUCCGGGACAAAUGCACCUUAAGAGACUUCGAUCCCACCAGCGACGGGAACCCCACCCUGUACUACGAAUGCCCGCUCGCGAAUCCCACAGCGUGGCCGUACAAAUCCUGCUCCAAGAUUCACCUCAACGACUGCUUCGUCAACGUCGUGGGCAAACUCUGGGUUAGAAAGAAUGGCGCUUUUGGCAAGAGCUGCAAGGAUUGCUCCUACACCCACGACUCUGGUGAACUCAAGUGCUCCUGCGAGAACGGAGGCGGCGGUCACGGCGAUUUUUACGACGGUUACAAUAAGACCUCGAUCAACGUUGAUGAGGUUCUUCGGUUUGUGGACUCAAGCAAGGUUGGCUGUCACGGUAUCAUGCCGGGAAACAACUGCGGCCGGACCUAA
Molecule: messenger RNA, 447 nt
Organism: Colletotrichum karsti
Lineage: Eukaryota; Fungi; Ascomycota; Sordariomycetes; Glomerellales; Glomerellaceae
Exons: 3
Coding region: 1-447 (148 amino acids)
Source: RefSeq, a predicted model, not a curated record